Molecule: messenger RNA, 1457 nt
Organism: Orbicella faveolata
Lineage: Eukaryota; Metazoa; Cnidaria; Anthozoa; Scleractinia; Merulinidae
Product: polycystin-1-like protein 2
Biological process (GO): detection of mechanical stimulus
Cellular component (GO): membrane
Molecular function (GO): calcium ion binding; calcium channel activity; protein binding
Source: RefSeq, a predicted model, not a curated record
UUGAAACAGAAAUGUUCCAGAAUGAUCUUUGAAUUUGUAUCCAUUCCAUAAAACAUUUAGCAUGUACAAAAGCUCUUGGCAUGGAAGACCACACAAUCUCUAACGAGCAAAUUACUGCCUCUUCUGAAUGGAGUUAUGACGAGGCUGCCUUCCAGGGAAGGCUUCACCUUCAAGAGACUGCAAACAUGUCGGGAGGCUGGGCUGCUGACGUCGAUGACUCCAAUCAAUGGCUCCAGGUUGAUCUGAUUAGUCUGUACAUUAAAGUGACUGGUGUUGCAACGCAAGGAAGAAAUGGAGAUUACGACGAAUGGGUAACCAAGUACAAGCUGCAGUACAGUGACGACGGAAUGAGCUUUACUUACUACAGAGAACCAGGAGAAACCGCAGACAAGGUGAAAUCGACGAGAGAGUUCACUGGAAACACAGACCGGGACAGUGUGGUUUCUCAUGACCUAAACCAAACAAUAAGGGCACGUUACAUACGUUUCCAACCAGUAGCUUGGCAUUGUUGGAUUUCGAUGAGGGUGGAGCUCUAUGGUUGUAAAGGUACAUGUAUAUUUGAGAUAAAUGGCAUUUUGCGAAAAGCUUGGUCGACCCGACAAGACAAUAACUAUAUAAACCAUAAAGUGCCUACCGCUACAACUUAUUAUUUACCUAAUCGAAAUGAAUUGCUUCCAUCGAGUCUUCGCCAUUCACUAUUCCUUCGCUUUUUCGUUCUUCUCUCGCUAUUUGGUAUUGAUCCCGUUUCUCACUUAGAAUGUCAACAAGCUCUUGGAAUGGAGAACAAUGAAAUCCCUCAUGGACAAAUUAGUGCCUCUUCGCAAUUAAGUGCAGAUCAUGCCGCUUUCCUGGCUAGACUAAACUUUGAAGGUGGUACGGGAGGUUGGAGGGCGGGCACAAGUGAUUCCAAUCAAUGGCUCGAAGUAGAUCUUGGUAGUCUUUACACUAAAGUGACAGGUGCAGCUACUCAAGGAAGACAUAGCGUUAAUUAUCUUCAUCGGGUUACUAAGUACAAGUUACAGUACAGUGACGCUGGAGUAAAUUUCCAGACCUACAAGGAACACGGACAAAGCACAGACAAGGAGUUUGCUGGAAACACAGACCAGAACACUGUUGUUUAUCAUGAUCUAACCCCACCGAUCACAUCGCGUUACAUUCGUUUUCUACCGGUAGACUGGUAUCUCGCUAUAUCGAUGAGGGUGGAGCUCUAUGGCUGCACAGGUACUCCAAUAUUUGUUCUAUAUUUUCGAAGAUUUCCACAUAACAAUCUGUACAUGCAUGUUGUAUACGAUAGUCUCCCUUCUAAUAGCAAUCACGAAUCGCACGCGCAUUUGUAAGCACAUCUUCCAUAAAUUUGUUUGGAUGCGAAAGUAGUUCUCGUGAGUCCGUUGAGAAAUAAGGUAUUACUUUAAACGAAAAUGACAAAUUCAACUCGUUUAAACAACAGUAAGUUCAAU